UGCCUUUCCACGCUCUCUCUCUCUCUCUCUAUCUCCCUCUCUCUCCUCUCUUCCCUCUCUACAAGGCCAUGGUUUGAGAUUGCUCCUUCGCUGAGCAAUUUCCUUCCGCUCUCUGACCGACUUAGACUAUCUUGAAAUCUCCCCCUCCCUUCUCCUCUUCCCUCGUGAAUCCCCCCCCCAUUCGUUAUGUCGUCCUCCGCCCUCCCCAUAGCGGUCGACCCGGUCGCGUUGGUGAUCACUGAAUGUAUCACCGUCACCUCCGCUAUGCGGAAACACACCCGCUGGGCGCACUCUUCGGUUUCCGCGAUUCUAGGAGGGGGCGCUGUCUCACGAGUCUACGACCGGGAUAGCUCGACUCCCCCGAGUCCGCGGAAUGGCAGCACCCCCCCGCGUCCAUCAUCCCGCUUGUCCGUCGCUGACGAUGAUCAUGUCUUGGCCAACCGAUGGGGCUUGAGAGGGAAAAAAGGCAAGAGCAUGCAAGAUAACCCCCUAAUCUCUGCAUUUACCAGGUUACGGAGCGAUCUCAAGGGCUGCAAAAAUAUCCGAACCUUUGAUGCCCCCGCCUUGCUGCAUCCGUUCCUCCAAGUCGUCCGUUCCUCCUCCACCUCGGCUGCAAUAACAUCCCUGGCCCUGGUGGCCCUCACCAAAUUCUUCGCCUACGAGAUUAUCAGUCGGGAUUCGCCCAGGCUGCCGAUGGCCAUGCAACUCCUCUCCGCCGCUAUUACUCACUGUCGCUUCGAGGCCAGUGACUCCGCCGCCGACGAAAUCGUCCUGCUGCGGAUCCUCAAACUGAUGGAAGGCAUGCUGUCGCGGCCCGAGGGCGACUUGCUGGGAGAUGAGAGUGUCUGCGAGAUGAUGGAGACUGGUCUGAGUAUGUGCUGCCAGGUCCGUCUGUCGGAGGUUCUGCGGCGCUCGGCGGAAAUGGCCAUGGUCAACAUGUGCCAGGUCAUCUUCUCCCGCCUGACUCACCUCGACGCCUCGCAAGCCCUGGAAACAGAGUUGGAGACCCGAGCACCGAAGGACACGGAGCAGACAACAAAUCUCAAAAUGGACCCUUCGGUCGAUGGAGACACAGUGACCUCCCAGCACCCUUCCGCUAUAGGCUCGGAUACGGCCGUGGCAGAGCAGGAGCGGAGCAGUCGAGACAGCACUCCCGACCAGUCGCUGCAUGGAACCGCCGUAACCGCUCCGCCCAAUCCUCAAGACGACGACGGCGAGGAGGUCAAACCAUAUUCUCUGCCCUCCAUCCGGGAAUUGUUCCGAGUUCUGAUCGAUCUUCUGGACCCGCACAAUCGCCAGCAUACGGAACCAAUGAAAGUCAUGGCCCUCCGAAUCAUUGAUGUGGCCCUGGAGGUUGCCGGCCCAUCGAUUGCAAAGCAUCCAAGCCUAGCCAACCUGGCGCAAGAUGACCUGUGUCGUUAUCUGUUUCAGCUGGUCCGGUCGGAGAAUAUCGCCAUCCUGACGGGUUCGCUGCGCGUGGCAGGCACCUUGCUGCUGACCUGUCGCUCGGUGCUGAAGCUUCAGCAGGAGUUGUAUCUGUCAUACUUGGUUGCCUGUCUCCAUCCCAAGGUAGAAAUACCCAAGGAGCCAGGAAUCAAUCCGGCACUUUACGAUGGGAUACCGCAAAGACCCAAGUUGGUCAAACCUUCCCCGUCACAAUCCAGCAGUGGUCGCUCGACUCCCGUUCCUGUGAAAGAUCGUCAGAAGCUGGGUCUCGAAGGAGGCUCUCGCAGACCGGAAACCCGGGAGGCGAUGGUGGAGAGUAUUGGCGUCUUGGCACGAAUCCCGAGUUUCAUGGUCGAACUGUUCAUCAACUAUGACUGCGAUGUCGACCGCGCGGACCUCUGCGAGGACAUGAUUGGGUUGCUUUCACGGAGUGCGUUUCCCGACUCCGCCACCUGGAGCACGACCAAUGUGCCGCCUUUGUGCUUGGAUGCCCUGCUGAGCUAUGUCCAAUUCAUCUAUGACCGCUUGGACGAGGAAUUCACAUCGGAGGGCUUCCCUUCCAAGGAUGAACUCCACCAUCAGCGUCGGACCAAGAAGAUUAUCAUCAAAGGAGCGCAGAAGUUCAACGAAGACCCGAAGGCCGGCAUUGCCUACCUAGCCUCGCAGGGAAUCAUUGAAAAUCCGGACGACCCAGUCCUCGUCGCUCGGUUCCUGAAAGGCACCGCACGGUUGUCGAAAAAAGUGCUGGGCGAGUUCAUUUCCAAGCGUUCAAAUGAGAAACUGCUUGAUGCCUUUGUGGAUCUUUUUGAUUUCUCCGGCCAGAGUGUCGUAGACGCCCUGCGCGAUCUUUUGGGGGCUUUCCGCUUGCCGGGUGAAUCGCCGCUCAUCGAGCGCAUUGUUACCACGUUUACCGACAAGUACAUGCAGAAGGCUAAGCCCACGGAGGUUGCAGACAAGGAUGCGCUCUUUGUGCUGACCUACGGCAUUAUCAUGCUCAACACCGAUCUAUACAACUCCAACAUCCGAUCGCAGAACCGCAUGUCCUGCACGGAUUUCUCCCGGAACCUGCGUGGCGUCAAUGCAGGCCAGGACUUCGCACCCGAAUUCCUGCAAGGGGUCUAUGACUCGAUCAAGCAAAACGAGAUAAUCCUGCCUGACGAGCAUGACAACCAGCAUGCAUUCGACUACGCUUGGCGGGAGCUGCUGCUGAAGUCUUCUUCGGCCGGAGAGCUGGUGGUGGGCGAGACGAAUAUCUACGAUGCCGAGAUGUUUGAGGCCACGUGGAGACCCGUGAUCGCCACCUUGUCGUAUGUUUUCAUGUCGGCUUCCGACGAUGCGGUCUAUUCUCGCGUGGUGACGGGCUUCGACCAGUGCGCGCAGAUUGCUGCCCGCUAUGGGCUGACUGCGGCAUUCGAUCGCAUUGUCUUCUGUCUGGCUUCGAUCAGCACUCUAGCCACGGAGAAUCCUCCGAGUACCGCUCUCAACACCGAGGUGCAGGCCGGGGAGAAGACGGUGAUGGUCAGCGAACUGGCUGUCAAGUUCGGACGCGACUUCCGAGCGCAAUUAGCUGCCGUGGUUCUGUUCCGAGUGCUUGCUGGUAAUGAGGCUACGGCUCAGCAGGGCUGGACCCAUGUGAUCCGCAUCCUCAGUAAUCUUUUCAUCAAUGCUCUCAUUCCCCCGCUCAAUUCCAGUCUCAACACGGAGCUCGAGUUGUCCCCGAUCCCACUGCAGAAUCCAUCGCAAGUGGUGGAGCGGGACGCACGAGGCACUGAAACCGGUCUUCUUUCAGCAUUUACCUCGUACUUAUCCAGCUAUGCUGCUGAUGAGCCUCCGGAGCCAUCAGAUGAGGAGCUGGACAACACGUUGUGCACAGUUGAUUGCAUCUCAGCGUGCUCUAUCGAUGACAUCUUGACCAACAUCAAAACUCUUCCACUGGAGACAGUGACGAUGCUAGUGGAAGCCCUGUUGGCCCAACUCCCGGAGGAAAGCGCCCCGGCGGUUAUCGUUGUCAAGCCGGAACGCCCGGCAGCUGGGCCCCGGGCAGCCAAUGGCAGACUCAAUGCCAGUAAACCACAUUACGAUCCGAGCAUGCUUUACCUCUUGGAGCUGGCGACUGCUCUUACCCUGCGGGACUCCCAGACAUUAGCAAGCCUCGGGGAGAGGCUUUUGACCUCCCUGCAAGCCUUUGUCCGCGAUGCGCGGAACAUCCACUCAUUAGCGCUGUCACGCAUCAUCUACUACCUCAUGAGUUUGCUGCGCCUGAGCUAUGACCAACCUUAUAUGCGCGUGCCGGUCAUCCUCCAUGGACUCUCUGGCUUUGACCAGGAUAUUCUCGACAGCGUGGCUAUUCCUCUCGUCAAGAGUCUUUCCCGGUGUAUCGCAGAUGCGGAUGCUCUGCGGAAUGAGAUUUCUGCCUCGCCGGACUUCUGGUCCAUCCUGCAGAGGCUGCACCCGCACGAGAAAGCGGCUCCAUUAGUGUUUGAGCUGCUACAGACCAUUGUCGAGCUGAAUCCUCCAAUCGUCACGGCUGACAACUACGAGUCUGCUGUAAAACUGGCGAACGACUUCAUCAGCGCUGGCAGUGUGGGCUACAUUGAAGAGCGACAACGGGAUGCGCACGGACGACGCAAGGCUGUCAAGCAGCCAAGACCGAGUAUCGAAAACGAAGUAGUGGCCCGGGGAGUCAAGGCGAUCGACUUUGUCUUCCACCUGACACGCCGCAUUCCGGCGCUCAUCAAACAGUCACACCUCGAAGAGGACGAAGCCUGGUCCGCCUACUGGUCGCCCAUUUUCCAGUCCUUGACGGCACAGUGCAUAAAUCCUUGUCGGGAUAUCCGUCACCAUGCUGUCUCAACGCUGCAACGCACGCUUCUUUCCCUCGAAAUCACGGCCACCGAUGAGAAGGAAUGGACUGCCAUUUUCGAUCAGGUGCUUUUCCCUCUGAUCCUCCGCCUCCUGAAACCCGAAGUCUACCAUUCGGAUCCCCUGGGAAUGGGCGAAACGCGGGUCCAGGUGGCUACGUUGGUCUGUAAGAUCUUUCUGCGGUACCUGGAUCAGCUUCCGAACUGGGACGGUAUGCUCGACCUUUGGCUCAGGAUUCUGGACAUUCUCGAUCGGAUGAUGAACAGUGGUCAGGGAGACAGUUUGCAGGAAGCCAUCCCGGAGAGUCUGAAGAACAUUCUACUGGUCAUGGCCGACGGUGGUUAUCUUGUGCCUCCGUCUCAGGACUCGACAAGAGAAAAGAUUUGGAUCGAAACCAAGAAGCGCCUCGACCGGUUCCUGCCGGACUUGUUCCAGGAGAUUUUCCCUCCGAUGGAUGAAAAGGUUACAUCAGCGCCUGUCUCGGCCGUUGCAUCGCCUAACCCAUCCGCAUCUCAGCCCGAGCCAGAGAGCAUGGCCGUCAGAGUGCCAGAGGAUGAAGUAGAAGCCAACCCUACCACCACUACUGAUGAGAAUGCGACCGCCGAAGCGGCCCAGGAGAUUUCGUUGCCCAUUAUCGACAAGGGCAAGAAGGCCGAUUAGACCAGCACUAUUCCUAGACAUGGGACCAAUCGGAUCUAGAAAUAUGAACUGACUUAUGCCCAGAGAUUGAUUUCGAAAGUCUACUUGUUUUGGCAUUCAUAGCGUGGUUAGUGGUGUGUUGUCUGGCCGGUUGAUAAUGGGUUUGGGCCAGAUGUGUACCGUUAGUGCUCUGUUAUACUUGUGCAUAAUCUGUAAAUAUAGUCGACAUUGUAGUACCUGCAAUAGACUAUUCUUGGGGAGGAAGCAUGGAGGAGUUAAAGGC
Aspergillus saccharolyticus JOP 1030-1 is the source of this 5230-nucleotide messenger RNA. RefSeq names its product Sec7 domain-containing protein. The transcript has 6 exons. NCBI's taxonomy places the organism in Eukaryota, Fungi, Ascomycota, Eurotiomycetes, Eurotiales, Aspergillaceae. Gene Ontology annotation, molecular function: guanyl-nucleotide exchange factor activity. Gene Ontology annotation, biological process: regulation of ARF protein signal transduction. The record is from RefSeq and is a predicted model, not a curated record. The coding region runs from base 187 to 4968 and encodes 1593 amino acids.